AUGCUGGACACUCUUCCCCUGGAACUUUUGAAUAUGAUACUCAGCAAUGUGAGUUCUGAAUCUGUCCUUGGAGUUGAAUCAGGCCUCAUUCAACUAUCCUCCAAGAUUACCAGCCACAGGGACUUGAAGCAAAUAUGUGAGGUCUGCACCCGCCUGUGGGACUGUGCUACCCCCCAUCUUUAUCGGUGCCUAGUCUUUACUGCUGCGAAUUCGUCAUUUGCUGAGUUGACUGCGGCUGUAAAGGCAAUUCCUACAAGAUACGCGAAGUAUAUACGAGAGCUUGAAUUGAGAAUUCCGAUCCAUCACCGAGCAUGCGCGCAUUGUUGGUGUUGCGACGAGUUGUGGUCAGUCGAAGAUGACGCAUCCGUUCCCGAGGAGCUGCUAUGCGACUACUUUGAAGGGAUAGAUGAUGAACGUACAUAUGGCGAGUUCCUUGAUGACCAAUUACGAAGUUUUCGGUGGAAUCUUGGACAGUGCAUUCCAGACAUUACACUAUCUUCUAACGAAUUUUCCCUUCUAAGAAAGCAGAGGAAGAUCGAGUCUCUCAUAAUCCACACGGAUAUUUAUUGUGAUCAUGGUGUGGGCUCUGUUGACCUUGUGCAGUUCCCAGACCUGAGAAGCCUCUCCUGGAAAGGCCUGAACAAGUAUAGCGACUUCGAGUGCCUCAAGGACUGUAUUAGAGCUCAUGGUAAUCAAUUAGUCUCGCUUACACUAGAUCUUGUCGACUGGUAUCGCGCAAAAGAUAUUUGGACCGAUGAGUUUCGCCGACAGAGCGACGAAGCAAUGCCAGACAAUUUCCUUGUUCAGAGAAUUAUGAACCCAAAAGCUGAAGACGAGAAAAUGAUUUUGCAGUCACUCAAAUACCUUGACUUGUCGGCUAUAUCGUUUGAGAUUGCUGCCAUCGAUAUGCCGGUUUUGUUCAAUACUGAGAGCCUGAGGACCUUGAAGCUGCGGAAAUGUAUAGGAUCCCUCAAGUGGCUAGAACUGGUAUCAAGCUCUGGGAAGUUGACAGAGCUUAAAAGCUUCGAGCUUGUUCUUACCAACUGUGGGCCUAUAAACACAAUGAAGACAAUCUGCAACUUCAUUGAAAGAGCUCCCAAAUUAGAGAUUCUCUGUCUCAUGCUCCGCAGACCCAUCAAUUGGGAGUCUCUCAUAAAUACAAUUUGCCGUUGCAGCUCUCUGACACGUCUCGUCAUGCAUGGUUUGGCGGACGAAGGUAACCAGAUCCUCGGUGGAGAAGACCACAAGGCCAGUCAGUUACAAAUAUUGCAGGCUAGAUCUUUAUGCAAGCUUCUGCACAUCAGAGCGACUGGGAAGGCAAUGGUGAGUAUGUAUUAUUCGAACAUACGUGAUCCAUCGUUCCCUCCUCUUGAGAUAUACAAAUUUGCGAAGUGGGCGUUCAGUGCUGACGGUCUGCCCAACCUUACCGUACUCGCUUGGGGGGACUUCUCUCAUGAAGGCCACUAUUCAGAACACAAUGAUCUCCUAUGCAGAUGCGGGACUGGCUACCGACGUUUGAACCCAUCUGACAUAUCGCUUUGGGAUCUCGUGAAUGAUAACAUGGACAUGCUGGCCGCCUGUCCUUUUGCGGAGUUUACAGACCUAUCAAUCGACGAUUUUAUGUAG
Messenger RNA from Aspergillus niger, 1626 nucleotides. RefSeq lists its product as uncharacterized. The coding region runs from base 1 to 1626 and encodes 541 amino acids. Lineage: Eukaryota; Fungi; Ascomycota; Eurotiomycetes; Eurotiales; Aspergillaceae. The transcript is spliced from 4 exons. The record is from RefSeq and is a predicted model, not a curated record.